This is a messenger RNA of Clonostachys solani, 3564 nucleotides long. NCBI's taxonomy places the organism in Eukaryota, Fungi, Ascomycota, Sordariomycetes, Hypocreales, Bionectriaceae. The record is from the annotation of a GenBank genome assembly.
AUGCCCUUAUUAGUACCAGAGAAAUGGAAGCGGAUGACAAUGUCAUCAUCUCGGUCUAGGCCAACUACACCGAGUCCGCAGGACAGUCUCGAAGUGCCUGAGCCAGAGCCCAAGACGCCCCGAGGGCUAUCCCGAGCUCUCCGCUCUAUCAGCAACCCGUCUCUUGACUCACUCAAUAGCAGCGGGAUGCGGAGGACAAACUCGGCCCGGCGUUUGACCAAGACGUCGGCGAGCUCGUCCAUGAUCGAGAGGUUCCAGCGUCGGUAUUCCAGGGAUUUUCAGAGCAGCAUAUCCCAAAGCGAGGUCUCGGUAGGCUCUCUGGAGCCAACGUACCACACCAUGGAGGUGCUGCGAUCUGGCCAUCUGAAGACGGAUGUCACGUUACUUAAGGCUCGGUCCGAGUAUCUGGUCCUGACCGACCAGACUUUGAUCAAGUUUGGGAGCAUCGACGCUGCGCGGGUAGUGUUCCCACAGCUGGGCCCGCCUGAAGCUCGGCGUCGCAGCUUGGGAUCCCAGCAGUUGAUGGGCAGCAAGUCAGCAGUUACAGACAUCCGCUUUGAAGUACCUCUACAGUCCAUUGUUGGUGUCUUCAACGAGGAAGGGGCCAGUCCUCGCUUUGGUGUUGAGGUUUGGUGGUUCUCCCAGUGGCCUCGCCUCGGGUACUGCAAAGCCCAGCUUUUUUUCUCCCAACCGCAAGAUCGGGAUGAGUGGCUUAUUUCUAUCCAGCGGGCGUGUAGAGCAAAAAACAGGCGCUCGCCGGCGACCUCGAUGAUCCCCGAGAACCUCAAGAUUCGCAUCAACCAUAUCGUUGCGGCAAACGAGCCACAGCAGGCGACAGGAUCGACACAAAAUCUCAUCUUUCCUGUCGCCAAGCGAUACAUUUGGACGUCGCAGAAGGCCACAGCGAACGAGGAAACGCAGCUGCAGGUGGACGGGUCGUCCUUCUAUCUCGUUAUUGGCCCUUAUAUGUGCUACUUUUUGGAAGUGUUGAAAGCAGACCAUGGAACAGCACCAGGCGACCUACGGAUAAAGUCAAUCGCUUUCGGAACUGUCACUCUGACGAGAUUCAAGGCAUCAGUGCUCUCACACGAGCAGCGGUUUGUUAUGAGCUUCCGGCCUCCAUUCGGGCGCGAGACGAGACUGGACCUUGCCAGCUCCAACUAUCGACGGAUUAUCGAGGCGUUGACGAGAAUGGAUCGCAUCUUAAAACCCAUGUGGCCUCAACAUUUCCAACAGCACAUCUUCGAUAUCAGGGGCCUCCCGCCUCCCCUGCAGCUUACCUCUGGUAACGACUUGGGAGGCAUUGAGCAGAGUUUGAGGGCCUAUUGCGCAGCAUAUGGCGUAGGCAUGCCGCAGUGGAGUGUAAAUUGGGAUCAUGGGAGCCAACCAGUGUUCCGCCUCAUCCCCCCAAAAGGGGCACCGUAUACUCCUCUCCAACUCAUGGCUGUGUUUCGGUCUCUGCGAUACAAUGGAUAUUUCAAGUCAAUUUCCUUCAGGGACGUUGACUUGUCGUCACUGGCUGGUAAAAUAGACGGUAACGAGGCUAUCGUGCACACCUCCAUUAACGGUUACAAAAUCUCCGAAGAGCACUACGAGCAUUUGACCGGGGCACCAGUUCUCACACAAGAACUUCACUCGCUAGCAUUCGCGUCUGAAUCCGUCCGCAGCAUCGAUCUUACAAACGUUUUGGGUGCCCAGACCCGGGGAAAUCAACAAAGCCGCCUUCAGCCCGACUAUACGAAACUCUGCAAAACCAGCUCCGAGAUGCUGCGCCCUAUCACGCUGCUUGCCCGAGGACAACUUCAGACUUGUCAUACCAUCAACAUGUCCGGGAACCCGGUAGCCGUGGAUGAUAUUGAAGAGUUUGCGAAUGUCUUGCUUCUGGAUAAUGUCUCGUUCAGGUCGUUGAAGUUUGCGCGUUGUCGACUUGGGGAUGAAGGCCUUUCGACUUUGUGGACCGCCUUUGCUGGACAAGCCGGCUCUUUGGAGGUGAUCGAUACAUCUGAUAAUCAGGGCACGAUUAAGCCCGAAUUACUCAAAUACUCCCUUCGCCAACUCCAGUACCUUCGCAAGCUCAACAUCGCUGGCAACACUCGGCUCAACACCGGUCAGUCUCUAUUCGAGGAAGCAACCCUUCACACGUGGGAAUUGGAGGAACUUGAUCUCUCCAACAUCACGUUGAACGACGCCACUAUUGAUGUGUUGUGUGGUUACCUUGGAGCAACCGCAUCCUGGAAUCUCGAGACUCUGCGGCUUAAUCAGUGCGGCCUGAACAGCAAGCAGAUUGCCCUAAUUUUCCGGUGUAUGGGUCAGGGGCGGAGGAUGGUAGUUGAGAUUGAUGGCAAUCGAUUGGACGAGGGGAUAGAUGACCUCUGCAGCGCACUCUCCCUCAACUAUGGACCGUGGAGCCUUUCAAUUCAGAUGGUCGAGUUCAACUUGGAAACCAGCUUCGUCCAGUUAUGGAAGGCUUUGACAGUCAACAGCGUCAUCGAAUGUCUGAGCCUGGCUGGCUCGGCCACAGCUGAUGCUAUGAGCACAGCCUCAUGCAACAUCAUUGCCGAGUUCUUUUCUAAGAACGAGUCUGUAAGAUUUCUUGACAUAUCCGGCUUCGAUGCCAGACUUGAUGAGGGACAUUUGGGACGAGAGUUCUCUCACACCUUGAAAGCCAUCAAGUCGAACCAGACGAUUGAGCAUCUGAGAGUUCGCAGCCAGAUGCUUAACAUCAAUAUUGGUGAUCUUGCCGACGCGAUAUCUGGGAACAACACCCUACACACGUUAGACUGCGAGGACAAUGACUUCAAUCUAUCGAACUUCCGCCAUCUAGUAAGGCACCUGGGCGACAACUGCACCAUUCGAAAGUUCUCGGCAUUUACGCCUACGGAAUUGGAGAAUGUGGUGAACAAGGCGGUCAUGACGGCCAACUUCCCGGUCAAUCACUCUCGACGAUCAUCUUUGAUGCUGAAACUGCGAAACGACAAGCCACAAAUCAGCAACAUUGAGGGAAUACUUGCACAACAGCUCAAGGAAGAAUGGGACGCCGCAGUGGCGGAGCUCACAUUUGUGCUGGAAAGGAACCAGAAAAGUUUUCAAGAGGAAAACGGCGCCAACCUUUCUCCUUCUGAUCGUGAGGGAGACAGCAUCUUCGCAGCCUCGUUUGGUGGGCUAGCCCUGGAAGACUACGAGUCCAGCCGGAAGAGGCCACAAAGCGAAUCCGAACUAGUUAUCAGGGUCAGCGAGGGUCCUAUGUUGCCAGACAUCCAGACUACCCCAGGUGGGCAGGUGGUGAUGCCAGCACGAACAAACUCGACCGUCUCUAGCGAUGCAGCCGUGAGCCCAACAAGCGUCGCCGGCAGCUUUGCGCUUCCGGGCGAAACCCCCCCUGAUGGCGGAAGCAUCUCUGAGAAGUUGCUACCGCAGUUUGCGGGGGCGUCAGAAGAUGACCACGACAGCAGCUACACCUUUCUUGACGGGCCGCUGGGCGACAGCGACUUGGUGAUGCAGAUAUAUCGACGCCCUUGGGGUGAGACGGUGAGCUGCAUCCGCGAGGAAGACGACGGUAACUAG